Entelurus aequoreus (snake pipefish) is the source of this 1529-nucleotide messenger RNA. RefSeq names its product sorting nexin 15 (gene snx15). The record is from RefSeq and is a predicted model, not a curated record. Gene Ontology annotation, molecular function: phosphatidylinositol binding. The transcript has 6 exons. Bases 127 to 1284 code for a protein of 385 amino acids. NCBI's taxonomy places the organism in Eukaryota, Metazoa, Chordata, Actinopteri, Syngnathiformes, Syngnathidae.
UACGCACGUUGUGACGUCACCAACCCGGAAGCGAGUAGUGUGUGCUGGUCAUGGUGGUAAUGUAAGUCUGACAGCUUGCCUUAGCUGCUUUGCUGGGAUUUUUUUUUAUAAUUACCGAAAGAGGACAUGUCCCGAAAAGCCAAAGAAGAAUAUUACCGCUUCUUUAGCGUGACUGAAACACGCACACACGAGAAAGGACACACGGAGUACAAAGUGACAGCAAGGUUUGUCUCCAAGCUUCGUCCGGAGGACGUGAAGGAGGUGGUUGUGUGGAAGAGAUACUCGGAGCUGAAGAAACUCCACGGCGAGCUAGCCUACACACACAGGAACCUGUUCAGAAGACAGGAGGAAUUUCCGCCGUUUCCACGAGCGCAAGUUUUUGGUAUGAAUGCACACGUCUUAUUCGUUAUGAGUGCUUAUAAUUGUGCUCUUUUUUCGUUUUCAGGACGAUUUGAUGAGGCUGUGAUCGAGGAGAGGAGGAGCGCUGCAGAAGCCAUGCUGGUGUUCACUACAAGCAUACCAGCGCUUUAUAACAGCCCCCAGCUGAAGGACUUCUUCAGGGGUGGUGAGGCCACGAGGCCUCUAGAUCCUUCUCUAGCAUCCUCUACCGGGCCCCUGCCUCCCCCUCUAAUUCCCCUCCCCAAGCGGGGGGCCUUAGACUGUGAGCCAGCAGAGGAGGAGGUGGGAAGGGAGGCGCCCACCUUGCCUCAAGACCUCGGCACCAACUUGAGCAUGGACGUUGGAAAGCCGGAGGUGGCGGCCGAGGCCUACAGCGAGGCGGGAAAUGAUGGAGACGUGUGCACAGACGCCGAGCUGGAUGAAAGAGAUGUGUCUCCGGCAAAGACGCACAUAUCACAAGAGUCUCAGGAGGAGAUCGAUUCGCUGUUUGACUCGGUGGCAGAUGAAUGUGCCUCUCCCCCGAAGGAAGAAGUUUUGCCUCCGUUGUCUGACAGCGACCUGGCUGUCUUUGACCCCUGCUAUAAACCAGACGGUUCUGAAUCCUCCGAUAACCAUUUGGAGUUGUUGUCGUUGCCUGCGAGCAGUCUGGAAAAGGAGGCCGUUUAUUUGAACCUGGCUUCUGCCAAGCUGACGUCCGCGAUGGCGAGCGAGGAGGAGGGAGACGUGAGCGCUGCCAUUUGCGGCUACAGAACAGCAGUGGACAUACUGAUCACUGGAGUGCAGGGUGAUCCAGAUCCAGCUCGGAAGGAGUCCGUGAAGAGAAGGAUAGCACAGUAUCUGGAACAUGCUGAGAUGCUGGUGGACAGACAGGCCGCGUCCUGCUGAGUAAAAUAAGACUCUCAGCAUUGAUCUUUCAAACACAUCAUCACACGUCUGUUUGGACCAAAACAUUCACUCGACACUGUAAACACUCCUGAGGUACAGCACACACGCUAGAGUCAACUAGUUUCAUUUAAAAGGAUAAAUAUAUUUUGUGUUGAACUUACUUCGUUUUAACUUCCUUGCAUUUUGCACUGUUUUCUUAAUAAAUACAAUAUUGAUUGAAGUCACAGACUGCAGUUAUUGACAAG